AUGAAGGCCCCCCAAGCCCUCCUGGUUUGCUCUUCUUUGGCGUGGCUGCUUCAACCGGGCUCCUUCCAGCCUUACCUUCGGCUCCGCCCUUCCCCGAGCGACAACCUACCCAUCAAGGAUAUUAUCGAGCACCCGGAUCCCGAAUACGACCCCAAGGAGCAAGAUUUGGACGACCGGACUUUACGCAAGAAGCUGGGCAGCCACUUUGACCCCAACUUCAUGGCGGUGGCGGCACCGGCUCAAGGCAACCUCUCUAGCUUGGAGCCUUUGCACAAGUUCAAAGGUCAGGGGGCUUUGCCCGGGGAGCUGAAAAAGCUGGACCUGGCCGAGACGCCCUAUAGGACCAAGGUCAAGAUAGGUAAAAAAGCCAGGCGGAAAUUCCUCCAGUGGCUUUGGGCUUACACCUACUGUCCGGUUAUGUAUACCUGGAAGGACUUGGGCAGCCGUUUUUGGCCUAGGUACAUCAAGGAAGGGAACUGCAUGGCCGAACGGUCUUGUUCCUUCCCGGAGGGCAUGUCCUGCAAACCCAUCAAAUCAGUCACCAAGACGUUCUUGAGAUGGUACUGCCAAGGAUGGUCCAAGCAGAAAUAUUGCACGUGGAUCCCCGUCCAGUAUCCGGUGAUUUCAGAGUGCAAAUGCUCCUGUUAAUUCUGGGGGAGAGAGGGGAAGGUGGAGGACUUGGGGUGGGGGUGGGGGAAACGUGCUCCCCCCACACACACUCCUGGAUGGAUCACGCAGCAUGCGCGAUGGAGAUGGGGGCUUUAGCUCCCCGAGAGCCUCCGCUAAUGCUUUUGAGAUGUGGGGAAAGGAGGAGAGGAGGACGUGAGGUUGCACUCCAUCCCUACACCCGGGUUCCAUCCGGAAGGCAGGCUGAAGCAUCCGGAGAAGGUGGCUAGGAACUCAAGCCGCCUGGGUGAACGGACUUGACAGGUGC
Messenger RNA from Thamnophis sirtalis, 934 nucleotides. Its product is annotated as noggin-2-like. NCBI's taxonomy places the organism in Eukaryota, Metazoa, Chordata, Lepidosauria, Squamata, Natricidae. The record is from RefSeq and is a predicted model, not a curated record. Gene Ontology annotation, biological process: negative regulation of BMP signaling pathway; osteoblast differentiation; negative regulation of cell differentiation.